This is a messenger RNA of Salmo salar (Atlantic salmon), 971 nucleotides long. NCBI's taxonomy places the organism in Eukaryota, Metazoa, Chordata, Actinopteri, Salmoniformes, Salmonidae. The record is from RefSeq and is a predicted model, not a curated record.
AGGAGUUUCAGUACUUCCUCAGUUGUCGGAGUUAUGCUGCCCCUGACAUACACACAUUAUCUUCUCACAAACACACUCUCUUCUCACACACUGUCACACACUCUGUUCUCACACACUGUCAGAAACUCUCCCGGCUGCGUUCAUUACAGUCCGUUGCUCUUUCCAAACACAGGGACAGGAGCAGAAUGACUGGGCUUUAACCUGGUGGAGGGGAAAGUUUCCCUCACUGGGGGUAAACAGACUGAGGACACACUGGGACUACUAUACUGGACUACUGUACCAAUACCACCCUCAUGACGAAUGAAGUGACAGGAGAGAGCAGACAGCAGGACAGAGACAUCUCCCCUGCUGAGCUGGAUGCACUAUGGAGAGAACCACCGUACACACUAGCGGGAACCAAUCAGCACUUCCCAGGGAAUGAUGUCAUGAAUCCAGGGGUGGAGUCUGGGAGCGGGGAGGUAGAGUCGGAUAGUUACUGGAAGAGGAAGGAGGCGUUCACCAGAGGAAGCACCGUGUCACUGGCCGUGGGAGAGAGGUUCUCCUCAGACGUGGUGCUGGUGUUCAGCGGUCGGCGGCGCUCAGGUGUAAUACCUGACUCUGAGCUACAGGAGGCGCUCCGUACCAGACUCAGGGUCGUCGAGAGCAACAGUCAGGACGUCAUCCAGCUCUUCAAGGACCUGUCUGCCCGUCUGCUGUCUGUCCACGCUGAGAAGGACAGCUUUGUCAUCACCUUCAAGACUGUAGAGGAGAUGUGGAAGUUCUCUACCUACCUGGCUCUAGGCUAUGUGGCGCGGUGCCUGGAGAAUUUCCUGUGUGACCAGUCGUUCUGGCUGGACACUGAGCUGCUGAGGGACCUGGAGAUUACUGUGACUGUAGAUGAGAAACACCUGGCCACACUCUACCUGGGACUGCUGCUGCAGGAGGGGUCGUUCUUUGCCAAGGCGCUGGUGAGCAGUGCCGAGCUUGCAUAG